AUGGAACGGACAGACAGUGGUAAAUAUCCAGAUGAGAUUCUUGCUGAAAAGCUCAAAGCCUCAAGGAAGAUGCCUGCCGGUGCCUUUGGGGGCACGCAAAUUCCCGCGAUUUUCGAGCCUAUCGAAAUCUUGGGCAUCGAACAUGGACGCAAAAUAGGUGUCUGUACGCUAAACGAAUACAGGAAAUUCCUUGGCUUGCGUCCUUUCAAGGACUUUAAUGAAAUGAAUCCGAAGUUGGCAAACGAGCUGAAGGAACUUUACAAGAAGGUUGAUAAUGUGGAACUGUACCCUGGCAUCGUUGCUGAGGAGGCAAAGCCGGCCGGCCCUGCCGCGGGCCUCUGCACAGGUUACACGGCUACCUUUGCUAUUCUGUCUGAUGCAAUCGCCCUGGUGCGCGGAGACCGCUUCCUCACUAUGGAUGCAAAUCCGUACAACCUCACCAACUGGGGUGUCGCGGAGACGACGCCAGACCUUAAAAAGCACUUUGGUAACAUAUUGGGUAUCAAACUCUUCAACCGCCAUCUGGACAAUGCGCGCUUGAAAGACCUCGGGCUUUCGUUCCCUUUGGACGACAUCCAUACACAUUACAUGUUUUCGACGCCGGAGGAAAUUCAAAAGUACAUCUCGCUUUUGAGGAAGGGCGAAAAGCCUCAGGAGAUCAGGAAACCUAAGCGCAUGGUAGAUCACCAGAACCGGCCCCUCAUGAGUGAGGCUACAGGACCGGGGUCCAACGGUGUAUUGAGGGGUGCUGUUGGGAUUGACGGGAUUCGUACGGCUUAA
Molecule: messenger RNA, 780 nt
Organism: Saitoella complicata NRRL Y-17804
Lineage: Eukaryota; Fungi; Ascomycota; Saitoellomycetes; Saitoellales; Saitoellaceae
Product: heme peroxidase
Exons: 2
Coding region: 1-780 (259 amino acids)
Biological process (GO): response to oxidative stress
Molecular function (GO): heme binding; peroxidase activity
Source: RefSeq, a predicted model, not a curated record